Messenger RNA from Manacus vitellinus (golden-collared manakin), 815 nucleotides. RefSeq names its product folylpolyglutamate synthase (gene FPGS). The record is from RefSeq and is a predicted model, not a curated record. Gene Ontology annotation, biological process: tetrahydrofolylpolyglutamate biosynthetic process. The transcript is spliced from 11 exons. NCBI's taxonomy places the organism in Eukaryota, Metazoa, Chordata, Aves, Passeriformes, Pipridae. Gene Ontology annotation, molecular function: ATP binding; tetrahydrofolylpolyglutamate synthase activity. Gene Ontology annotation, cellular component: mitochondrion; cytosol; cytoplasm. Bases 36 to 815 code for a protein of 259 amino acids.
UUGCCGCUGUUUGACGGGCCAAGGAUGCAGUCCGGAUGCUCAACACCCUGCAGACCAAUGCCAGCGACCUGGAACAGGUGAAGCGGGAGCGUGGCGACCCCCAGGCCCAGCUGGAAGCCAUGCAGGGCUUUUUGGAGAGGAGUGGGCUGAAGGUCGAGGACCUGGAUCGACUGAACAUCAUACACGUCACGGGGACGAAGGGCAAGGGCUCAGCCUGCGCCUUCACCGAGUGCAUCCUCCGCAACUACGGGCUGAAGACAGGCUUUUACAGCUCCCCUCACCUGGUGCAGGUGCGCGAGCGGAUCCGCAUCAAUGGGCAGCCCAUCAGCAAGGACCUCUUCAACAAGUACUUCUGGCUGGUCUACAACCGCCUGGAGCAGACCAAGGACCCAGUGCACGCCAGCAUGCCGGCGUAUUUCCGCUUCCUCACCGUCAUGGCCUUCCAUGUCUUCCUGCAGGAGAAGGUGGAUCUGGCAGUGGUGGAGGUUGGCAUUGGUGGCGCCUAUGACUGCACUAACAUCAUCAGGGCACCAGUGGUGUGUGGGGUCUCCGCCCUGGGCAUCGACCACACCAGCAUCCUGGGAGACACCAUGGAGAAGAUUGCCUGGCAGAAGGGGGGCAUUUUUAAGCCUGGUGUGCCGGCGUUCACUGUGGCGCAGCCGGAGCGGCCGCUGGCGGUGCUGAGGGAGCGAGCCCAGGAGCGGAAGUGUCCCCUCUACCUGUGCCCAGAGCUGGACGAGUUCGAGGAGGGCUGCCGGGCCCUGCACUUGGUGGGGGGGGCCCUGCGGCUGCUUGACCCCGCCCUCUCCCAGUAA